AGACUUUGGAGAGGUCCAAUUUUAGGUGAAGAGUGCACUUAAAACUGAUUCAUUAACAAUGAGUCAUCUCAUAAAAAGCAAAAAGUGAAAAAUUAAAAAACAAAUUGCUAAAAAUUUUUAAAAAAAAUCACUUAAAACUGCUCCUGUAGUCUUUCAAACAAACGCAGUUAAACUGGGUAACGACAUGUCUUCAAGUGCAAUGGAAAAGCAUCUCUUCAAUCUCAAAUUUGCUGUUAAAGAUUUAGAACGAUCAGCAAAGAAAGCCGAGAAGGAAGAGAAGCUUGAAAUUGCAAAAACAAAAAAAGCCAUUCAGAAAGGAAAUACGGAGGUAGCUCGAAUUCAUGCAGAAAAUGCUAUUAGACAGAAGAGCCAGUCCUUAAAUUAUCUACGAAUGAGUGCAAGAGUUGAUGCAGUCGCAAGUCGUGUUCAAACUGCCCUGACAACCCGUAAAGUUACAAACUCAAUGGCUGGUGUUGUAAAAGCAAUGGAUGCAGCUAUGAAAGGGAUGAACCUAGAAAAAAUUUCUGGAUUAAUGGAUAAAUUCGAGUCACAAUUUGAAGAUUUGGAUGUUCAAAGUAAUGUUAUGGAGAACACGAUGUCAUCGACAGUAACUACAUCAGUUCCUCAGAACGAUGUUGAUUCUCUAAUGCAGCGAGUUGCUGACGAAGCUGGAUUGGAAUUAAAUAUGGAGCUUCCAGCUGGUCCUUCAUCGACAAUUGGACAAAGUACUCAAGUGUCUCAAGAGCAGGAUGAGUUAACCCAACGUCUUGCACGAUUACGACAAACAGAAUAAAGUUCUUUCAUUAUAUAAAUGAACAGCUUAUUUUAUUAAUUGAUUAAUCCCAUUGCAAAUUAUUUGACAUGCCUUUAAAUGAAUAAAAAAGAAAAUUAAGCAUAUUACAAAAUUACAGCUUUCAUUUGUAUAAUGCUACUAUAUUUUAACUAUAUUGAAGUUAAAAACAUAAAUCAAUUUUGAGUAUAAUAAUUAUGAGAACAAAAACAAAAUCAAGUCUUUAAUAAAUGAAUUAAAAUCUUUUGAUAAGAAACUUCUAAAAAUCUCAUCAGAACAGAAAAAAGCAAACCUGUAAUGGAAAUUUGUAACC
This is a messenger RNA of Clunio marinus, 1103 nucleotides long. Lineage: Eukaryota; Metazoa; Arthropoda; Insecta; Diptera; Chironomidae. The record is from the annotation of a GenBank genome assembly.